ACGAGAAAAUGCAACAAAAAUAGGACUCCGACUCCACUAGAAAAUAAAAUAUUUCCCCCAAAUUUUUCUUUGGUUUUUCACUGAUUCCUUCUGCUCCUACGGAAUCUCUCUUGAAAAAUCCACCCAUUUCCAUUCCCCAAAACUUUCAAUCCAAAAUCUCAAAUCCACAGCCUUCAGAUUUCAUCCAUUGAUUUCCUGGCCCUCAGAUUUGGUAUUGUGAUGGGUGUGAAUAAUAGUGAAGGACGAUUACCAGGAGAAGCAAAGAAGAUAUUACAUUCAUUGGCAUCAAAAUGGAGUGAUAUUGUAGAUUCUAAUGAUUUACAGGUGACUCCGUUGAAAGGAGCAAUGACAAAUGAAGUGUAUCAGAUAAAGUGGCCGAAAGCAAAAGGGGAUGAUAAUCCUAGGAAGGUUCUGGUGAGGAUUUAUGGUGAAGGUGUGGAUUGUUUUUUUGAUAGGAAUGAUGAGAUUCGGACGUUUGACUGCAUGUCCAAACAUGGACAAGGGCCGAGGCUUCUUGGGAGGUUUCAGAAUGGACGGAUCGAGGAAUUUAUUCAUGCAAGGACACUAUCUGCACCUGACUUGCGUGACCCAGAGAUAUCUGCUUUAAUAGCAGCCAAAAUGUGGGAGUUCCAUGAUCUUCAUAUGCCCGGCCCAAAGGAUGUAAUCCUCUGGAAACGAUUAAGAAAUUGGCUUGUUGAGGCCAAACGUGUGUGUUCUCCUGAAGAAGCUACUGCACUUAAGUUGGAUUCCCUUGAGGCAGAAAUCUCUAUCUUGGAAAAGGCACUUUCAGGAGAGAGCAGAAGGGUUGGCUUUUGCCACAACGAUUUGCAAUAUGGAAAUAUCAUGAUGGAUGAAACAACCAGAUUAGUAACUAUAAUCGAUUAUGAGUACUCUGGUUAUAGUCCGAUCGCCUAUGAUAUUGCGAAUCACUUCUGUGAAAUGUCCGCUGAUUAUCAUUCUGAGACACCUCAUAUCUUAGAUUUCAAUAAAUACCCAGCUUUGGAGGAACGGAAAAGAUUCGUAAUUCAGUAUUUGAGUACUUCAGGCAAACAGCCAAGCGACAUUGACGUGGAAGAGCUACUUGAAGAUGUAGAGAAGUUCACCCUUGCAAGCCAUUUGGCUUGGGGCUUGUGGGGAAUAAUCUCGGAACAUGUCAAUGAAAUCGACUUCGAUUACAUGGAGUAUGCAAGGCAAAGGCUUGACCAAUACUGGUUGACGAAGCCCAAACAAUUGUCAUCUUCUUUAGACAGCAAUGAUGUCACCGUUGUGAGAUAGUUUACCUUUAAAUCCUAAACAAUUCAUUUCCUGUAAUCUUCAUUCCCAGCAGUGCAAUGUGUAAAUCAUACUUUUGAGGUUUGAAAGUUUCAUGUAAAAUAUGUACUUUGUAGCAGUAAUAAUAAUAAUUCCAGAAAUUAUCUCCAAGUUCUUAUU
This is a messenger RNA of Papaver somniferum (opium poppy), 1431 nucleotides long. RefSeq names its product probable choline kinase 2. Gene Ontology annotation, molecular function: ethanolamine kinase activity; choline kinase activity. The record is from RefSeq and is a predicted model, not a curated record. The coding region runs from base 220 to 1275 and encodes 351 amino acids. The transcript is spliced from 8 exons. Gene Ontology annotation, biological process: phosphatidylethanolamine biosynthetic process; phosphatidylcholine biosynthetic process. Gene Ontology annotation, cellular component: cytoplasm. NCBI's taxonomy places the organism in Eukaryota, Viridiplantae, Streptophyta, Magnoliopsida, Ranunculales, Papaveraceae.